AUGGCUCAGUACGCCAAGGACCAGGCCGCAGGUUUUGUAAACCGCGUCAGCAAGGUCGCCAUUAUUGGGGCCGGCGGAAAUGUCGGCAAAUACAUGACGCAGGCCCUUCUUCAAACCGGGAAGCACACCGUCACGGCCCUCACCCGCAUUGGCAGCACCAGCACGCUCCCCGAGGGUGUCAUCAAGGCGCCCGUUGACUACGCCGACGAGGAGUCCCUCGUCAGCGCCCUCCGGGGCCAGCAGUUCCUCAUCGUCUCCAUGGCCGUCUCCGGCGGCGCCGAGGCCGAAGCGAUUGUCAUGUCAGCGGCGGGAAAAGCCGGUGUUCCCUGGGUGAUGCCGACCUGCUAUGGCACCGACAUUGAGAACGCGGCGCUCAUGGCGGAGAACCUGACGGGGCCGCUGGUGUUUGCUAAUAUUGCGGCGGCGGAGAAGAACGGGCUGUCGUGGACGACGAUGAACUGCUCGUUCUGGUACGAAUUUUCGCUCAUGAGCCACAAUUGCUACGGCAUCGACAUUACGAAGCGGUCGGCAACGCUGUUUGGCGACGGUGACGUGCCCAUCUGCACGUCGACGUGGCUGCAGUGUGGGCGCGCGGCAGCGGCGUUUCUGAGCCUCAAGGUACUGCCUGAGGACGAGCACGACCGGGACGUGACCAUGGCGCAGUGGCGCAACAAGCCCUUGUUCAUCAAGAGCUUUGUGGCCUCGCAGCGCGAUAUGCUCGACAGCGUGCACCGAGUGCUGGGCACGACCGACGCCGACUGGGCGGUGGAGAGGGUCGACGCGCAGGCACGGUACGACGCGGGCCGGACGCUGCUGGGCGGACCAGAGGGCUACAAGGGCUUCUCGCACUGCCUUUACACGCGCACCUUUUUCAAGGACGGCGGCGGUGAUUUCAGCGCCAAAGUGGUGAAUAAGGAACUGGGCCUGCCGCAGGAGGACAUGGAGGAGGCGACCAAGAGGGCGGUAGACAUGGCGCUGAAAGCGGGCGAGUUUGAGUAUGCCAAGGGUGCGCACUAG
Messenger RNA from Cordyceps militaris CM01, 1017 nucleotides. RefSeq names its product oxidoreductase CipA, putative. NCBI's taxonomy places the organism in Eukaryota, Fungi, Ascomycota, Sordariomycetes, Hypocreales, Cordycipitaceae. The record is from RefSeq and is a predicted model, not a curated record. Bases 1 to 1017 code for a protein of 338 amino acids. The transcript is spliced from 2 exons.